Erpetoichthys calabaricus (reedfish) is the source of this 1615-nucleotide messenger RNA. RefSeq names its product centrosomal protein 41 (gene cep41). The record is from RefSeq and is a predicted model, not a curated record. The transcript has 11 exons. Gene Ontology annotation, cellular component: ciliary basal body. NCBI's taxonomy places the organism in Eukaryota, Metazoa, Chordata, Cladistia, Polypteriformes, Polypteridae. The coding region runs from base 72 to 1181 and encodes 369 amino acids. Gene Ontology annotation, biological process: cilium assembly; protein polyglutamylation.
UUCUGAGCUGUAGUCAAUCGGCAUAAACGUUGUUAAACGUCUUCCCAUAGAGUUAACGCCAAUUUGAAAAUAUGUCGGCUAAAAGAGGUUUGGGUCACACGGAGUAUUUGGAGAAGAAAAUUCCAAGAAAUCCAAAAUAUCAACAUGUUAAAUCAAGACUUGAUACAGGAAGCAGUUUGACAAAAUAUAUGGAGAAGUUAGAAGAAAUCAAAAGAAAUUACAGGUAUAGAAAAGAUGAGCUUUUUAAAAGACUUAAAGUGACUACAUUUGCACAACUGGUCCUCCAGGUUGCCUCUGUUUCAGAACUAGAUAAUGUUGAAAGUGAUAAAGACCUUGCUAGUAUUUCAGACAGUAUUUCAGUGGUUUCUGCUGCAGACACAGAACAGCAUUCAGUAACAACUAAGGGAAAAGACAGCCCUGAGGGACAGCAGGAGUCAUCACCUGUUGAGCUUUUUGAUAGCAAUAAUGAAACAGAAGAGAGAGUCUUAUCUGCCAGAUCGACACUUCAAAGUGUGAUAACUGGUGUUGGUGAAAUGGACUUAGAAAGACCUGAACAGAAGAAUUUCAACCAUAACAUAAUGAAUGAGAUGGAUGUUAAUAUACCCUACCCAGACUGUCCUUAUUUACUACUUGAUGUAAGGGAGAAAGAUCAUUAUGAUCAGUGCCAUAUCAUUGGAGCAUACAGUUACCCAAUUGCAACUCUUUCCAGGACAAUGAAUCCAUACACAAAGGAUAUAUUGGAAUAUAAAAAUGCUUCUGGAAAGAUCAUCAUUGUUUAUGAUGAAGAUGAGAGAAUUGCUAGCCAAGCUGCUACUACUAUGUGUGAACGGGGUUUUGAAAAUUUGUUUAUGCUUUCAGGAGGUUUAAAAGUAAUAUCUCAAAAAUUUCCAGAGGGCCUGACAACAGGUUCAUUUCCAGAAAGCCUUCAGGAAUUUUCUCCAACUGCCACUCGAAAACGUUCUACCCCAAGACAGCCAUCCUACCCUGCUGAAAAUAAGUGGAGGUUUACUACUGAUGACCUAAACAAAAUACAUCUUCGUUUUGAUGAGAUUCUUAUUCCUACUGAUGCAAACAGUCGCUACAGUAGACUGACAAAGUCAUCAAGUGCACGGAGCAGUCGUGCUUCAUCUGUAACUAGCUCAGAUAGUGGCUUUUCAAAAAGUAGCAGACCGUGGAAAUAGGAAAAAAAAAAGUUGUAAAUACAUGGAACAUUUUUAUAGCAUAGGAUUCCAUCAGCCUACACUAAAAGUAAAUGUUUUCUGUAUAAUAUGUAUAGUUCAUUUAAUAUUUGUGCCUUUCCUAAUGUAUUAUGUUCUGUAAAUGUUUGUGUGAGCUAGCUCUCAUGUGUUUGUACUGUUAGCAUCUAUUUCUAGAAUGCAAGGAUCUUCUCUCUCCCUCCCCCAUUUUAUGGUGCUAGAAAAUGUUUGAUUUACUUAGGGCCACGAAUACUUGAGCUAAUGGAAAAUAAUUUAACUAUGCUAAAUAAAAGAUUUCUAUCCAUUGUAUAAUAUUUUAAUAUUGGUGGAUGUCUGAUAUCUUUUUUAAUAGAUAACGAAUUAAAUUAUUUCACACCUAAAUUAUUGGUUACUUAUUUAUAACACUUGGGAUUUGUUUU